AUGCGUGAUUAUCAUUUUAUUGCAAAGGACUUUCACUUCCUUAUGUCGUUCUUCUCCAAUUACUUAUAUGCACCAUCUCCGGGCGGUCUUGCGGCUCCUUCGGUUGUUGUUAUCGAACACCACUGUGAGCGUGAAGGAGGUUCAAACGCCCCACUCCGAGCGCAACCGUUUGUGCAAUUGCACCGCAAGCCACAUGUGGUAGGGUCAGAACGACAUGAAUCACAGUGGAGUUGCGUAAGCGGCUACGGUCGAAACUGCGCAGUAAAGAAAGCAGUUGGAAUCGAGGUGGGACCAUCGGGAACUGCAGCGAAGAAUGGUGCUAUCGGAGACCCUCUGGCUGCUACGCUCCACUGCGCAUUUUCGAGCGCAGCCGCUUACGCAACUGUACCGUGUUUCAUGUCGUGUUGA
Messenger RNA from Necator americanus (New World hookworm), 408 nucleotides. RefSeq lists its product as uncharacterized. The transcript has 2 exons. The coding region runs from base 1 to 408 and encodes 135 amino acids. Lineage: Eukaryota; Metazoa; Nematoda; Chromadorea; Rhabditida; Ancylostomatidae. The record is from RefSeq and is a predicted model, not a curated record.